CAGGACUGUAGUGCGUUCAGGACUGACUGACCGACCAUUUUACUGACUGGAAUAGUUUUCACAAAAGCUUAUUGCUUCAGCCUCAAAGGAUAUAAUAGAAACAAGAGGAAAGACUUCAGUUUUGAUACCACCGGAUAUACACCUACGUGCAUAAUAUGAUACACUGAUGAUGCAUUGUGGAUAUGCUCGUCCCCCGCGCCAUGUUGGUCACCGCCACUGCGACAGCUGUUUCAGCCGGCGCUGCAAAGCCCCCGUGGAGAUCUCCGUGUCCUGUGCGCUCAUCCCCUGCAGUCUGAUGUGUGGAGCCCUGUUCCACAUGUGCAAACAGGAGGAGCACGCACUGCUCUGCCCCAAUGAGAAGGUGCCGUGCCUCAAUGCCGACUUCGGCUGCCCGCUAAACAUGCCUCGUUCCUGGCAGGCCGCUCACCUGCAGGACUGUCCGGCGAGUGUGGUGUGCUGCUCCAUGGAGUGGAACCGCUGGCCGGCUGAGGAUGCACAGUCCCACAUGCACGCGGCCCUGCAGGAGAACCUUGUGAAGGAGCUAGCAGGAGGACAAGUUGAGGCUCUGGACCUGUCCAUGGCUCUGAGAGACCAGGACCACCUGUUCCAUUCCCUGAAGAUGAAGAAACUCUUCCCAGAGCUUGUUGAGAGGGUGGAGGAGGAGGAGUGGGAGGAGCAGAGGAGGAGGGACAAGUGGAGGAUGAAGAAGGAGGAGAAGAAGAAGAGAGAGGCCCUGGAGGCUCAAAGAGCUAACAGGGUUGACUGCGGGUUUCCUGUAGAUCAAGGAUGGUACGCACCGCUCCCUACGAAAAUUCAGGAGGCGGUGAGGGAGAGGGGAGAGGAAGAGAAGCAGGAGAGGGAGCCGACCCAGGAGGAGAGGGAGGCGCUAGCCAGGGGGAGGUUGAUACCGUCAGACAGCCAGACAGGCUCCCGUUACUGGGAGUGUAUGUUCAACAUGGAGAAGGGAGGCUGCAUGAUAACUGAGGCUAGCGAGGGGACGGGGUCAAAAAUCAAAGGUCGAGAGAAGGAGUCACAUCAGUCUCAGUCCAAGACCACCGCCGGGACACAAAUACCCACCAAUGCACGCACACACUCGGACAACACCCGGCACACACACUCAGAUGAACGCCCUGAUCCCCAGUGCGUGGCCUGCCUGGCGGGACCUGAGAAGAAGCAAGCAUAUUACUAUGGACAGUUGGAGCCCAUGAAGAUUGUCACAGUGAGGACCUUCAAGAUUCCAUGCAGCUUCACAGCCAAGCACAAACGCAUCAGGAACCCGUCCCACUGGAAGAGGGUGCACGUGGCUGUGGACACCAGCGACCUAGGGGUGGAGCUAAAGGACAUGCCUAUCUGGGAGGAGGUGCAGGCCAGUCUUUUGUGCUCUCUGGAGAAGGAGCUCAGGGGUCAUCUGAUCGCUGAGUCAAAGUCCACUGACGCCCUCCUUCACGACACGGGAACACAGACUUACGCCUUCCAGUCAACUCCAUUUGGCCGCAACGCCUCAUUGGCCAGUGUGACGGCGGGCCGCCCUCUUCAGCUCCACCUCCAGGUGCAGGCAGAGGGUGUGACGAGCAGACACAACAAGACUAGCUCUGCCUUCACCUUCCUCUGCGGACACGCCUUCCAACGCAGAGAAUUCCCCAAACACUUCAGGAACGUGCACGCGGACAUACAGUCAUGCGCAAGUGGCUGGUUUGAGCAGAGGUGCCCUCUGGCCUACCUCGGCUGCACCUUCAGCCAGAAGAGGUUCCAGCCUUCUACGCACACUGCCACUGUUACCUACAACCAGGAACUUAGUUGCUUCAGCCUGAGACCCACCAUCGCAACCUCUCUGAAUGAGCAAACUCAACUCUCCACAUCCUGGUCUGCUUCUGAACCUGUCCUCAAACCCAGGAGGAAAAGGUUGAGGGGAGGAGGAGUAGAGGAUGAGGAUUCUUUGAGUGGUCUGCCCUAUGAGGUGUUGUGCUACAUUGCCAGCUUCCUGGACAGCUUCUCACUGUUUCAACUGGCCCUGGUUUCCUGCCUCAUGAGGGAUGUGUGUUCCUCUCUGCUUCACGAGAGGGGGAUGGUUUCCCUCCUCUGGGAGAAAAAGUUUUAUAAGACAGGCUUGGCCAAGUGGAAGGCCAAGAAAGUGGUGUGGGAGUUCAGUACUCUAUUCUCUCCAGUAGAAGCAUGGUGUUUUGACAACAGUGUCCCCUCCAUGUCAGAGCACCUAAAAGUGUGUCCCUACUACGAGAUCGAGCCCAGGACCGAGCGUGUGCUCAUGCUUCACAAUGCCAACAUUAAAAUUAACACAGGCAGUGAAAGCAAGAGCAACACUCUAGUCUCCCUGUUCCAAAAGCAGAAUUUGAAUAGUUCUUCAUGAACUUAUAAAAUAAGCUACCUACUGUCAGGCCUUGCGGGGGUCCUCAUGCAGUUGAGAUGUUGGUGUCACUCUGUGUGCAAAUAAAUUGUCAUGGUUGACAGGUUUGUCUUAACAUUGACAGAAAUGUUGUAGGCAAGCGAUCUGCUUUAGGCUUGUGUAAUGUUCUUAGAAUCUGUGGUAUGCUAGCCUGACAUGCAGGGAUUGACAAAGAGAGUGGAAUAGCAAACUGAUCUACUUUAAGCUUUUGGAAUUAUCUCAGGCGUCGUGUGCCUUAGAUUGAGAACCCAGGUAGUGAUCUGUAAUCUAAUUAAGUAUUGACAUAUAUGUAUCCAUGUGCCUGUUUCUCAAACAAACCUCCGAUUUUACCUAUGAAGUGCUGAUUAAUAAAGUCACAACCAGGACAAUUAUUUUGUGCACAGUAUUUUGAGAAUGACAGAGACUGUCAAAUAUUCAGAAUAUUUUUGACACAGUCUUGUAUAACAUUUCUAAGGUCAGCGUUGUACUUCAGCAAGUGUGUGUGUGUGUGUUGAGCUGGUAUGUGAACAUCAUGCUUGACUUAUGGUUAUGGCAAGGAAUGUAAUUAAAGGUUGUUGAAGAGGCGGAAAUGUUGGACAUUAGCCGGGGUUAGGGUUUUGGUUAACAGAUCGGUCAAAGUUAGCGUAACAAUAUGUCUGUGGACGGUGACAUCAUGAACAGUUUUCUUCCUACUUCAUAAUUCGGUCUCCAAAAGAAAAAGAUCAGUCUCUAUUUUACAAAAUGCCUCUUAGAACUAGCCUGAUUAUACUAGGUCACUUUGUUUCUGCACACAGAUUAAAACUCCCAAGUUCCACAUAGUUUUAUAUGGCUAGGCUUGUGCCAAGCUAAUAAUAACUAAUUAUAAUUUAUCAUAAAAGUCAAUCCAGUGAGAAACAAAUGAAAAAGAAACAAGGAACAUUGCAGUCCUUAAAUUUUUGGACAGUGAUAUACAUUUAGUUUUUUUGGUUCUGUACUCCAUUGCUUUGGAUUUUAAAUGAUACAAUGAAUAUUGGGUUAAAGUACAAACAGUUAGCUUUAAUUUAAAGGUAUUUUCAUCCAUUAUAUAUUUUGUACAUAUAUGGCUCUCAAAAGUUAUCACCCCCCUUUAGCUAUUAUUUUGUAGAGGCCUUUGGCAACAAUUACAGCCAUGGGUAGUUUAGUAAGACUAGCAGUUUGCACAUCUGGACAGAGCCAUUUAUGCCCAUUCUUCUUAGCAAAAUUGCUCUCCAAGUUGGAUGAGGACCUUCGGUGAACAGCAAUCUCCAACUCUUUCCACAUUCUCAGUUGGAUUAAGACCUGGGCUGUGACUGGGCUACUCCUUGACAUUGACUUUUUUGUUUUUAAAGCCAGUGGGGCUUUGGCUGUAUGUUUGGGAUGAAUCUUCUCCCAAGUCCCAUGUAUCAUCCAGACUUCAGCAGGAUUUGUUCCAGGAUUUCUCUGUACUUUGCUCCAUCCACUUUGCCUUCUUUCUUCACAAUCUUUCCAGGCACUAAUUUAGAGAAGCAUCCCCUGCUUCACUAUAGGUAUGUUUUUCUCAGGAUAAUGUGUGAUGUUAGGGUUGCAUCAAACACAGCACUUUGUGUUAAGAUCAAAAAGCUCAGUUUGAUCUCACCAGACCAAAUAAUCUACUUCCACAUGGACUCAGAGUCUCCCAUAAGCAUGCUAGCAAACUCUAGUCGAGAUGUGGCUUGAGGUAUUUUCUUUUUGCCACUCUACCAUAAAGGCCACUUUCGUGAAGCACACUGGCUAUUGUUGCAGUAUGCACUGUGUCUCCCACCUUAGCUGUAGAAGACUGUAACUCCUAGAAUUUGUGGCCUUCGGCAACUCUAGGAGUUAGAGUCUGACCAGUCCACUUCUCACUCGGAUAGGACUGCCUGUUCCAGACAGAUUCACAACUGUGUCAUAUUCUUUAAAAAAUAAAUAAAUAGAUUUGACUGUGCAGGCCUGCUGUGCCAGGACAUGAUAUGGACCUCCCAGAAAAAGGUUUAUUUAACCUGAAAUCAUGUGAUAUACCUUGAUUGCACUCAGAUAGAAUCCAUUGAACUAAUUAUGUUACUUCUGUGAUGGAAAUUCCAUGUAUCGACACUCUUAAAAGAGUAAGAAACAGAGACAAAGUU
Molecule: messenger RNA, 4497 nt
Organism: Esox lucius (northern pike)
Lineage: Eukaryota; Metazoa; Chordata; Actinopteri; Esociformes; Esocidae
Product: F-box only protein 40
Exons: 7
Coding region: 167-2365 (732 amino acids)
Cellular component (GO): cytoplasm
Molecular function (GO): protein binding; ubiquitin protein ligase activity; zinc ion binding
Source: RefSeq, a predicted model, not a curated record